UAUAUAAGAAGGUCUGUUUGUUGUAGACUUUUCUACGAAAAUAAGUGGUGUUCACAUGUAUGUUUAAAACGUUCCAGGUUGCGUUAGUAAUUAACGAUACAACAGAAGGGAAGAUUAAGAUACUACAGUGCAAAACAAGAACCUCUGCUGUGUACAUCGAGAAAUACAUUUCCCAUAAGUCUAUGGGUAAGACUUCACUGGCCAAAGGGAGCCCUUAUAGUAUAAGUUCUACUCAUUUUCAAUUGUGCAGCAGCACGAUUUUGAGGGGUCCACAACUUUCAGACCCGCACCUGCAAGCUUGCAAAAUGUUCUCGUUUGUUAAACUUCUAAACCGUGCGAGCGCCAGGAAGAAUUUCGGAACAUUACUUUCCACACGCAGCAGUUGUGCUUUGGGAACCCGUGACUUCUCUGCUGGUUUGACAGCCAGCAGACAUGUAGCCCCGGGCUGUGACGAAGCGCCCCUUCCUCGGAGCGCUGUCCAGGUGCCGUCCAGAAGGCUGUCCGGGAGUCGCUACAAUGUUCCUCCGAGCGCGGAAUUCGUUGCCAGACCGUCCGGCAUUGCCACCAUGUGUAAAUUACCUUUCCAGCAGUCCGCAGAAGGGCUGGAUGCCGCUUUCAUUGGCGUCCCUAUCGAUACGGGCACCUCGAAUCGUCCCGGAGCCAGGUUUGGACCACGCCAGAUCAGGGCGGAGUCGGCCCUGUUGAGGCAAUACUGUGGGGGCACAAGGGCAGCCCCCUACGAGUCGCUGGUGGUGGCAGACAUUGGCGAUGUCAACGUCAACGUGUACGACCUGAAAGACACCUGCAAGAGGAUUCGAGAGGCCUACAGGGAGAUCAUGGCUGCAGGCUGUGUUCCGCUGACGCUGGGCGGCGAUCACACCAUAUCCUACCCAAUCCUUCAAGCCGUUGCUGAAAAGCACGGGCCAGUGGGCCUGAUCCACGUGGACGCCCACGCCGACACCAGCGACGUGGUCCUGGGCGAGAAGAUUGGCCACGGGACUCCCUUCCGGCGCUGCGUGGAAGAGGGGCUGCUGGACUGCGGCAGGGUGGCUCAGAUCGGACUGAGGGGCUCGGCCUACUCGGCGGACGCUUACAGGUGGAACCGAGAACAGCAGGGGUUCCGGGUGGUACCGGCUGAGGAGUGCUGGUCCAAGUCCCUGACGCCCCUCAUGGCAGACAUCAGGCAGCAGGUGGGAGGAGGGCCCGUCUACCUCAGCUUUGACAUUGAUGCUCUAGAUCCGGCCUUCGCCCCGGGGACUGGGACCCCCGAGAUUGCUGGGCUCACCCCCAUCCAGGCCCUGGAGAUAAUCCGCGGCUGCAGAGGACUGAGACUGGUGGGCUGCGACCUGGUGGAAGUGUCGCCUCCCUACGACACCACAGGUAAUACUGCUUUGACGGCUGCUAACCUCCUCUUUGAAAUGAUGUGCGUCCUCCCAAAAGUGAAAUACUACUGAACUCUUUCUGUGACGUGAUGAGAAACACCCUGCAGUCAAUUUGUGUUUUUCUUUUUGGUGGGUUAACAAAUUCACAGCAAUGGAAUCUAUAUGUCUUAGAGUACUAAGUAGGUAUUCUAUAAAGAACGCAUCUAUUCUAUACUAAUCUUGAUAAACAGCCUUAAUUUCAUUAAGACGUGCUGAAAUCACUACCACAUCUGAUUCACAUUUAAAUUGAAAUGUAUGUCAUGUCAUUUGCCAAACCGCUUUAUAUCAUACGGUGUCGCAGGAAGCCAGAGCCUGCCCGGCCAGCAACGAGCGCAAGGCAGGGUACACCCUGGACAGGACGCCAGUCCAUCGCAGGGCAAGUGCAAGCCAAUCAUACAUGGGGGGCAAUUUGAAGGCCACGGUAAAGGCCAAGGCGGGAAAUUUGGCCCACACACAGGGAUAGCUCCCCUACUCUUAUCGAGAAACGCCGGGGAAUCUUUAAUGAGCACUGAGAGUCAGGACCUCGCUUUAACAGUCUUAUCCGAAAACAAAUGUAAUUUUUUUCUAAUUGUUUUUGCGACUUGGGUGAGACUUUGUAUUGAGACUAUAGGAGGAUGCAUUAAAUGAAAAGAGUUCGA
This is a messenger RNA of Lepisosteus oculatus (spotted gar), 2059 nucleotides long. The record is from RefSeq and is a predicted model, not a curated record. NCBI's taxonomy places the organism in Eukaryota, Metazoa, Chordata, Actinopteri, Semionotiformes, Lepisosteidae.